Loxodonta africana (African savanna elephant) is the source of this 2956-nucleotide messenger RNA. It is a transcript of the gene COG1, whose product is annotated as component of oligomeric golgi complex 1. Gene Ontology annotation, cellular component: Golgi apparatus; COG complex. The record is from RefSeq and is a predicted model, not a curated record. Gene Ontology annotation, biological process: intra-Golgi vesicle-mediated transport. Lineage: Eukaryota; Metazoa; Chordata; Mammalia; Proboscidea; Elephantidae. Bases 20 to 2956 code for a protein of 978 amino acids. The transcript has 14 exons.
GGCGGCUGACGGGUCCACGAUGGCGGCCACGGCUGCCUCACCGGCGCUGAAGCGGCUGGACCUGCGCGACCCCGCGGCGCUCUUCGAGACGCAUGGAGCUGAGGAAAUCCGCGGCCUGGAGCGCCAGGUUCGGGCCGAGAUCGAGCACAAGAAGGAGGAGCUGCGGCAGAUGGUGGGCGAGCGGUACCGCGACCUGAUCGAGGCGGCCGACACCAUCGGCCAGAUGCGCCGCUGUGCCGAGGGGCUGGUGGACGCCGUGAGGGCCACCGACCAGUACUGCGCCCGCCUCCGCCAGGCUGGCCCGGCCGCGCCCCGGCCGCCGCGGAGCCCGGAGCCACCACAGCCAUCACAGGAGAAGUUUUAUAGCAUGGCUGCCCAGAUCAAGCUACUGCUAGAAAUCCCUGAAAAAAUCUGGAGCUCAAUGGAGGCCUCUCAGUACCUCCAUGCCACACAGCUCUACCUGCUCUGCUGCCACCUUCACAGACUGCUCCAUCUGGAUUCUUCCGGCUCCGCAUGCAGCCCUGUCCUCUCCCGGUUCCCUAUACUCAUACGGCAGGUGGCAGCAGCCAGCCACUUCCGGUCAGCCAUCCUGCAUGAAAGCAAGAUGCUGCUCAAAUGCCAAGCUGUGUCUGACCAAGCCGUUGCCGAGGCCCUGUGCUCUAUAAUGCUCUUGGAAGAGAGUUCUCCUCGCCAAGCCCUAACAGACUUCCUGUUGGCCAGGAAGGCAGCGAUCCAGAAACUUCUCAACCAGCCGCACCAGGGUGUUGGUACCAAGGCUCAGAUUUGCUCGUUAGUGGAGUUGCUGGCCACCACUUUGAACCAAGCCCAUGCCCUUUUCUACAGUUUACCAGAAGGUCAGCUGCCAGAUCUGUCGCUGCCAUGUGGCUUGCUCUUCUCCACUCUGGAGACCAUCACAGGCCAGCAUCCUAAUGGAAAAGGCAUCGGUGUUCUGCAGGAGGAGAUGAAGCUGUGCAGCUGGUUCAGACACCUGCCAGCAUCCAUCGUCGAGUUCCAGCCAGCUCUUCGAACGCUAGCACACCCCAUCAGCCAGGAAUACCUGAAGGACACGCUGCAGAAAUGGAUCCACAUGUGUAAUGAAGACAUUAAAAGUGGCCUCACCAACCUGCUUAUGUACGUGAAGAACAUGAAAGGCCUUGCUGGGAUCCGGGAUGCCAUAUGGGAAUUGCUCACCAAUGAGUCCACCAAUCACAGCUGGGAUGUGAUAUGCCGGCGGCUUCUGGAGAAGCCGCUCUUGUUCUGGGAGGACUUGACACAGCAGCUGUUCCUCGACCGAUUACAGACUCUGAUGAAAGAAGGCUUUGACUCCAUCUCCAGUAGCUCCAAAGAGCUCCUGCUUUCAGCUUUGCAGGAGCUUGAAUCCAGCGCCGACAACUCCACUCCCAAUAAGCACAUCCACUUUGAGCACAACAUGUCUCUCUUCCUCUGGACAGAGAGCCUGAACGACCUGCCUCCUGAUGCUGCCUGGAUCAACGUGGCCAACCGGGCCCAGUUCGCCAGCACUGGCCUCUCCAUGAAAGCUCAUGCUGUCAGUCCUGGUGUGCAAAGCUUCUGUUCUGCCCUAGAUUCCAAACUGAAGGUUCAACUGGACGACCUCCUGGCUUACCUGCCCCCUGAUGACGUGUCGCUGCCCAAGGACGCCUCACCCCAGAACUCUGCCUUUGACCGGUUUGCAGAUGCUGGGACUGUGCAGGGGAUGCUGCAGACGCACUCGGUGGCCUGCAUCCAGCACAUCGUGGCCUGCAUCCACACCGAGCUGCAGGGCGUCGAGGAGAUCACACUCAGGCAGCAGGGGGUCCUCACCGAUGUCAGGCUGCACGCCGUCCUCUUCAUGGCCAGGCUCUGCCAGUCCCUGGGAGAACUGUGUCCCCACCUGAAGCAGUGCAUCUCGGGAAGAUCAGGGGGCUCGGAGAAGCCAGCCAGGGAGCCGAGGGCACUGAAGAAACAGGGAAAGGGGAAAGCCCAGGAGAUGAUGCCUUUGCAGACCAAGUGGCAGGAAGUGAAAGGACUCCUGCUGCAGCAGAGCGUGACAGCAUACCGGGUCUGGAGCUCAGCAGUUGUGAAAGUUUUGGUUCAUGAAUUCACUCAGUCAUUACUGUUAGAUGAUGCUGGCUCAGUCCUGGCCACAGCCACCAGCUGGGACGAACUAGAAAUUCAGGAGGAGACGGAGUCCGGCAGCAGUGUCACAUCCAAGAUCCGACUCCCUGUGCAGCCAUCCUGGUACGUACAGUCCUUCCUGUUUAGCUUAUGCCAGGAAGUUAAUCGGGUGGGAGGCCAUGCCCUGCCAAAGGUGACCUUGCAGGAGAUGCUGAAAAGCUGUAUGGUUCAAAUAGUAGCUGCCUACGAGAAACUUGCAGAGGAAAAACAGACUAAGAAAGAAGGUGCAUUUCCAAUAACCCAGAACCAGGCCCUGCAGCUCCUUUAUGACCUGCGUUACCUCAGCAUCGUUCUGACAGCCAAGAGUGAGGAGGUGAAAAGUGGCCGCAGCAAGCAGGACUCCAGAACUGAGAAAGUGACCGACUACUUGGAGGCGCUCAUUGAUCCUUUUGACCUGGAUGUUUUCACGCCACACCUCAACAGCAACCUCAAUCGCCUGGUCCAGCGCACCUCUGUUCUGUUUGGACUGGUGACUGGUACCGAGAAUCAGUUCACCCCAAGGAGCAGUACAUUCAACUCUCAAGAACCCCACAACAUCCUGCCACUGGCCACCAGUCAUAUCAGGUUUGGACUUCUCCCACUGAGUAUGACAAGCACUCGGAAGGCCAGGUUAACCAGCAGAGGAGCCGAAACAAAAGCCCAGGUUGUACCCCCGGCUCUCCCCAGGGCAGAUGACCCGAUGCAUCCCGGCUCCUUGUUCAGACAGCUUGUCAAUGAGGAGGAAGACACGUCCACGCCGUCAUUAUUCAAACUCGGUUGGCUCUCGAGUAUGACUAAAUAG